Molecule: messenger RNA, 800 nt
Organism: Aricia agestis (brown argus)
Lineage: Eukaryota; Metazoa; Arthropoda; Insecta; Lepidoptera; Lycaenidae
Product: proteasome assembly chaperone 2
Exons: 1
Coding region: 48-782 (244 amino acids)
Biological process (GO): proteasome assembly
Cellular component (GO): cytosol; nucleus
Source: RefSeq, a predicted model, not a curated record
UAAAAAGCUAUUAUUUUAACAGUUUAAUAUCAAUAAAGUCAUAAAAAAUGAGUGACAAACUGGAGUGGAAAUACAAUGGUGAACAUAGUCUCAAAGGCUAUACCGUGAUAAUUCCUAGUGUGGCUGUUGGAAAUGUUGGUCAGCUAGCUUGUGACCUGUUGAUUUCCUCCUUGAGGAUGAAGAAGAUUGCAUCCCUUUAUACUCCUGCUUUGAUACCAGUUCUUGGACAGGAUCCAUAUGAUCAAAAAUCAAAUAACCUUUGUGGUUCCUGCGAUAUGUACAAGUCUGAGAAAGAAUUGAUCAUUGUGGUACAAAUAAGAGCACCACUAAUGUGCAAAUAUGCAAGAAAAUUUCUGGAAAGCCUUGCGAAUCAUUUUCAAAAGAUACAAAUAAGGGACAUUGUCAUCCUGACUAGCAGUUUUGCCCAUGAAAAGAAGAACAUUAUGAGUUCACCUUUUAGGUUCCUCGGAACUAGUGUUUAUGAGAAGAAUUUAAGAAGCAUAAAUAUUCCAGAACACGAAUCAGUAGAUGAUGAAUUAAGGAUCUAUGGAGGAGGCUUUGCAUGUCUCUUUUAUAAAAUUUGCAAAGAAAAAUCAUUACCCUGUAUAGUUCUGUAUAAGUAUUGUUCCGAAGGAGAUAAUAUUCCUGACGCUUAUGAAAUGGUGUACUUUUUAAAUAGUUUGAAUGCUAUAUUCUCUGAGAAAGAUGUAAACGCGCAGUUGAUACAGCCAGUGUCUUGGAAAUUAUUGUUUGGAAGACCACCACCUAUUGAUAUUUAUUAAAAUAUGUUUAAAAAAUUA